This is a messenger RNA of Mesorhabditis belari, 2862 nucleotides long. The record is from the annotation of a GenBank genome assembly. NCBI's taxonomy places the organism in Eukaryota, Metazoa, Nematoda, Chromadorea, Rhabditida, Rhabditidae.
AUGUACUCCUCAUCGAUUUCGGAUUCCGACGAUGAGCAACAAGAAGCGCGAAACGAAACAGCAAACAAUCACUCGAACAAAGCAUUUCGGAAAGUUAACAAGUACAAUUCAUCAAGCGCUCGUCAGCGGUCCGUCUCGGAAGACGAAGAGGAAGAAGUUGCUCCCGUGGAAGAUGAUGAGCCAAAUCACGAUGAAAGCUCAUCUGUAGAGCGAGCCUCAACGCCAGAGUUCUUCCCAGACGAUGAUGAGCCGCCAGCUGUAGAACGAGAAACUUCCACCAGCAAUCGCAAGAGGCCACUUCAUGAGGAUGAGGGUGGCGAUCAAUCGCCGUUGAAGAAGCCGGCGGGUGGUAUUGGAGAACGACUGAUGGCAAAGAUGGGCUUCAAGCCGGGCGAGGGACUUGGAAGAGAUAAACAGGGUAUCGCUGAGCCGAUCAAGUUGGCCAUGCAAAAGGGCCGCAUGGGGUUGGGACAUCAAGAAUCGAAGGCACUUCAAUAUGAUCCGACAAAGCAAUGGGACGAUUCAGAGGAGAAGAAAACUGUUGAAGAGACCCCCGUCUGGAUGUCACUCUUCAGUGACGACGCAAAUGGUUUAGUGGAACGACAAGAUGAGGUGAAUCGUGUCAUCAAGGACAAGAAGCAAUUCCUCGUCGCUGAAAAGAAGCUCUUCAUCGAGGAUGAGGUGGAUGUGGUUGAUGGGCAAUUGUUGAAGAAGCUUUUGGAAGCGAAAACGGUGUUCGACUCAUUGAACGAUCGGGAUUUGCGCAAUUCGAGGACCAGAGCGAAUCCGUAUGAGACGAUUGGAUCCGGAAUAUUUCAGAACCGUGCCGCGAUGAAAUCCGCAAAUAUGGACGGGAUCUUCAAUUUUCUCUUCUCAAAAGAGGACACCAAUUUAUUGGAGGAAAAAUGCCCCCUCGACGUCAAUAAGCCUGGGAAAAACGAUAAGCAUCGACAUCAGGAGCUUUUCUACUUUGCUGACGUUUGUGCAGGUCCGGGUGGCUUCUCGGAGUACCAGCUGUGGCGCAAGAAUUUUUACAACGCAAAGGGUUCCGACGACUUCAAACUUUCAAAAUUUCUCGCCUCGUCUCCGCUUUUCUUCGAACCCUAUUAUGGAACACAUGAUGACGGUGAUGUGACGAAACCAGCGAAUAUCGACUCGUUUGAGGAUUUGGUGAAACGAGGAACAGAAGGAAUUGGAGUCGAUUUGAUGAUGGCCGAUGGAGGAUUUUGUGUUGAUGGACAAGAGAAUAUACAGGAAAUCCUCUCGAAACGAAUCUACUUGUGCCAAUUGCUCGUCUCGUUGUGCAUCGUACGUGAGGGCGGAAAUUUCUACUGCAAACUUUUCGACGUGUUCACGAGGUUUUCCUAUGAGUUGAUCUUCUUGAUGUCACUUUGCUACCAGGACGUUUGCAUUCACAAGCCGCACACGAGUCGACCAGCAAAUUCGGAGAGGUACAUCAUCUGCAAGGGUUUGAUGAAACGCUUCUCGGAUCCGAUUCGUGAUUUCCUCAAAGCCGUGAACCGAAAGCAACAAGAGCUGGUGGAAAAGAAAAGCGACAAAGAUGUACAACAAUUGCUACCACAUCAUUUCGGGAAUGAGUUGACCGAAUCGGAACGUCUCUUCUUGAUCUACAUCACCGACAACAAUAACAUGAUCGCAAAACGACAAGCGCACUACCUUGAGAAGUAUCGAGUGUUCGCGACAAACGUUGGCUUAGUGGAUAUGGAUCAAGCCGAUUUACGCGAGAAGUGCAUGAAAUAUUGGAGGGUUCCCUAUGACAUGCAGCCUCACGACUCGCGUCGAACCGGUCUGAAUCGUGUUCAACAAGUGCACUCACCGGAGCAGCUAAUGUCAAAAUUUGCACCAAAGAUGUUCGGCUCUAAUGACUUCUCAGCGAAAUCGUUUGAAUUCGAGAAACAUUGGGAAGAGAUUUUCAUAAAAAAUGCUAAACCCGGCCAGUAUGUACACGAGGAGUAUCGCUGUUUUUGGGCUACUGAGUUUAAAACAAAUCAAUCGGCCCCGGUGAAGAUGAAGGUUUUGGUGGCGACACCGGAUGCGGUCUACUAUUUGGACGAGAGCUCGCAUUGGACGACUUGUGAUCGCUUCUUGUAUCGAGUGCCCGGUCCGUCGAUUUUGUUGGUUGAGUUGACCGAGGAAAUGGCUAAGUCAAAUGGAAAGCUCUCGCUCCCGGGGAAAAACAACGGCUCGAUCAUUCGAAUCUUUGACGCGGCGGUGCUGGCGGGCGAUGAUGUGAGCAAGCUGAGCUACGAUGAUCGAAUGAAAUGCAUUGUCAAGUACUGCAAAGCGGCUACUUUGGUGGAGAAUGUUGUCCAUGUGGCGAUGCCCGUGCAAAAGCCGUACAAUAGUCGUGGGAGAGGCAGGGGGCAGCCACAAUUCACUUUCGAACGCAAAUCCUACACUCCGCUACGAUUGGUGCCGGCAAAGGUGUUCACGUUGGAUAGGUUGAAUGAGCAUCUACCCCGCGAACUUGUGCUCAACAACGAGAACAUUGGGGUCAUUGAAGAGGAUGGGAAAUCAUACAUGGUGUCUGGUCUCUUCGUUAUCAAAUUUUUACAAGAUCGUUGGUCGAUGCAAAUCAGCCGUAAAAUGCGCCAAUGCUAUGCCUUCAAUAUGGACACCCGUAUUUCCGUGUUCUCGGAUCGAUUCGAGCACUCGGGUUGUUUGACGACAUUUUGGGACACACUGGUGACAGCGAAGCGGCCGCAUUAUCGAAUGUUCUGGAAUUGGAGAGCAAAAUAUGGCGAUACUCCAUACGGUCCACGAUGGAUUCUCAACGAUGAGCAGAAUGCUGCGGGUCCAACUCUACACGAAAUAAACAAACGAAUGAAUGAGCUAAAGCAA